AUGAGUGAACUUGAUUACCUGAGUGGGUUUGGGAAUGAGUUCUCAUCUGAAGACCCUUGCUGUCCAGGAGCCUUACCUGAAGGUCAGAACAACCCUCAGGUGUGUCCCUACGGCCUCUACGCUGAACAACUCUCCGGCUACGCUUUCACCUGCACACAGCCAACCAAUAAGAUGAGUUGGUUCUACUGUAUCCUGCCGUUUGUCCGUCACAAGCUGUACACCGCAAUGCACUGUGGGAUCCUAACAGAGAAGUGGGAUGAAGUGGAACCUGACCCUAACCAGGGUCUGCACACCCUAUGUGGAGCAGGAGACACUAAGUCCCACAACAGGAUCGGCAUCUACAUGUUCACCUGCAUCACCUCCAUGGUUGACAGUUGUUUCAACAACUCAGACGGAGACUUUCUCAUUGUGCCCCAGCAGGGGGAGAUUGUGAUCACUACAGAGUUUGGGAAGAUGAUGGUGGAACCCAACGAGAUCUGCGUCAUCCAGAAAGAAAUGCAUUUCAGUGUGGAUGUGUUCGGGGAGACCAGAGGCUACGUGUUGGAGGUGUACUGCAAGGUAGCCACAGGCUACACUGUCAUCAACAAGUACCAGGGCAAGCUCUUCUCCAGCCAACAGGAUUUCUCUCCCUUUAAUCUGGUGACGUGGCAUGGGAACUACACACCGAACAAAUACAACCUGGAGAACUUCAUGGUAAUCAAGUGGGCCUUCGAUCAUGCACAUCCUUCCAUCUUCACGGUGUUGACGGCAAAGUCCACAUGUCCAGGAGUCACCAUCGCUGACUUUGUCAUCUUCCCCCCGCGCUGGGGAGUGGCUGACCACACCUUUAGACCCCCCUACUACCACAGGAACUGUAUGAGUGAGUUCAUGGGGCUGAUUAAGAGCCACUAAGAGGCCAAGGAGGAGGGCUUCCACAUGAUGACCCCUCACGGUCCUGACGGAGACUACUUCGAGAAGAACAGCACCACUCCCCUCAAACCAGAGAGGGUGGCCGAGGGGUCCAUGGUAACACACACACGAUUAACAUCCCUCUUCAUGUUUGAGUAGUCGUUCAGCAUGGCGGUAACUAAGUGGGGCCUAGAGACGUGUCAGAGGCUGGACAAGAGCUACUGACAGCCACUCCGCAAACACUUUGACCCCAACUGGAGGCCCAGCAAACAGUAG
This is a messenger RNA of Oncorhynchus nerka (sockeye salmon), 1164 nucleotides long. It is a transcript of the gene hgd, whose product is annotated as homogentisate 1,2-dioxygenase. Gene Ontology annotation, cellular component: cytoplasm. Gene Ontology annotation, biological process: L-phenylalanine catabolic process. NCBI's taxonomy places the organism in Eukaryota, Metazoa, Chordata, Actinopteri, Salmoniformes, Salmonidae. The record is from RefSeq and is a predicted model, not a curated record. Gene Ontology annotation, molecular function: homogentisate 1,2-dioxygenase activity.